AUGGCGGACAACCAGGUUCACCUUCACCAACUUCACCAUUCGCUUAUGGAGCUACGUCGCCAGCUUAUGGUGGUGCCUCUCCUGGCUAUGGUGUCACGUCGCCAACCUAUUCACCAACGUCGCCAAGUUACAGUCCUACCUCUCCAAGUUACAGUCCUACCUCCCCAAGCUACAGUCCAACUUCGCCAAGUUACAGUCCCACGUCGCCAAGUUAUUCACCAACUUCGCCAAGUUACUCCCCAACUUCUCCAAGUUAUUCACCAACUUCUCCAAGCUACUCACCUACUUCGCCAAGUUACAGUCCAACUUCACCAAGUUACAGUCCUACUUCGCCAAGUUACAGUCCUACUUCGCCAAGUUACUCACCAACCUCACCAUCCUACUCACCUACUUUCGCCAAGUUACAGCCCAACUUCUCCAAGCUACUCGCCAACUUCACCAAGUUACUCACCAACCUCACCACUGUACUCGCCUACCUCGCCAAGUUACAGUCCUACAUCUCCAUCCUACUCACCAACUUCGCCAAGUUACUCGCCAAACGUCGCCCAGUUACUCACCAACUUCCCCACAGUACUCACCUACUUCCCCAGCCUACUCACCCACGUCACCCCAGUACUCACCAAACUCACCACAAUACUCGCCUCGUUCGCCGCUGUAUUCCCCAGACCAGAAUGA
This is a messenger RNA of Meyerozyma guilliermondii ATCC 6260, 675 nucleotides long. RefSeq lists its product as uncharacterized. NCBI's taxonomy places the organism in Eukaryota, Fungi, Ascomycota, Pichiomycetes, Serinales, Debaryomycetaceae. The transcript has a single exon. The record is from RefSeq and is a predicted model, not a curated record. Gene Ontology annotation, molecular function: DNA binding. Bases 1 to 675 code for a protein of 224 amino acids. Gene Ontology annotation, biological process: transcription by RNA polymerase II.